Messenger RNA from Carassius auratus (goldfish), 1417 nucleotides. RefSeq names its product arylformamidase (gene afmid). Gene Ontology annotation, molecular function: arylformamidase activity. The record is from RefSeq and is a predicted model, not a curated record. The transcript is spliced from 11 exons. Bases 16 to 897 code for a protein of 293 amino acids. Lineage: Eukaryota; Metazoa; Chordata; Actinopteri; Cypriniformes; Cyprinidae.
GCAGAACACAUCAUCAUGAGCGACUGGAGGAACAUGAACAAAGAUGAGCUGGAGCAUCAGUUUUCUCCCAGCCGCUGGUCACACAGGAUGUCCGCCGAUGACGUGAUCAGAGCCCAUGUGGCCGCUCUCAAAGCAGGCACAGAGAAAGCCCGGUCCAUCACUCAGACUCUGCUGGACGUCCCGUACGGUGAUAGAGACGGAGAGAAGCUGGACGUUUAUGUUCCCAGCAGCUCUAGUCCAGACGUGCCGCUGCUCAUCUACUUUCAUGGAGGAUACUGGCAGUUCCUCAGUAAGAACGAGUCGGGGUUUCUAGCCGUGCCAUUGGUCCAGAGGGGUGUGGUCGUGGUCGCCGUGGGUUACAGCAUCGCUCCUGAAGGGGACAUGGAUCUGAUGGUGUCACAGGUGCGCAGGAGCCUGGUGUCCGUCAUCCAGCAGUACUCACACAUCAGUGGUCUUUAUCUGUGUGGACAUUCGGCUGGAGCUCAUCUGGCAGCGAUGGUUCUGUCCACCGACUGGACACAGUACAACAUAUCACCUCAAAUCAAAGGUGCGUUUCUCGUCAGCGGCGUUUACGACCUGCAGCCCAUUCUGUCCACCUACGUGAACGAGCCGCUGAAGAUGACCGAGGAAGUGGCGUUGAGGAACAGCCCUAGUCACUUCCUGCCACAGCUCAAGCGCUCGUCCGCUUCCUGUGACAUCAUCGUCGCGGUCGCGCAGAACGACUCGCCCGAGUUUCGCAAGCAGUCGGAGGAAUAUUUCAAAGCUUUGCAAUCUGCCGGUCUUAAAGUCUCCUAUGAAGACGUUCCCAACACGGAUCACUUCAACAUUAUAGAGCAACUCGUCGAUGAAGAUUACCAUCUUACAAAGCUCCUACUGAAGAUGAUGGGGAAGAGUUGAUGAUCGUCCGAUUACCCAGAAUGCACUGCGCUCAAUGAGACCUCACUCUUUGUCCAAUCAGACGCCAGUAUUACCUGUUUUACAUUAUAAUUGAGAGUUUCUGCUGGGAGAAAAUGAUUGUAAAUGGGUCUAAAUCGUUAUUUAAAUGUGUUUUAAAUGAAAGUGGCUCUCAGAUGUGCCAUGAAUCAGUUGUUGCUCAUAAAUAAAUAAUACAAAUAUUUAACAUUUAAAUGAUUUGUUUUGAUUGAUGGCACUGGAAACAACUCUCGCUUUGCAUUAAGUUGCACGGAUCUAUUUGUUGUAGGUUUUAUUGAAUGGGCACAGAUUUCUCUUCUGGACGACCCGGUUUAACCCGUCCUUCCCUGGUCAGACAUGUUUGGUUUGUUAUUGUUUGCUAGUCAAAUCGAAAACCACUGCUAUUCACAUUUUAAGCAAGGAAACUGUGUAUGAAUAUGGUGUUUGUGUGUGUUUUGAAGUGUUUCCAGUUUAAUAAAAUGCUGAAAAGACAAAAAUGAACCCA